UCUGGAAAUUCAAGUAUGGGCAAGUACGCUACACUCUGUCUGCCAUAAAACGAGCAUUUGAGCACUCUAAUACACCUCUAGCCAAGGCCUUAAAAUGGAUAGCAAUAGUGUGAGAUGUUGACUUAUAGGGAGAGAGAGUCUAUAGAAAAUUAAGAGUGGAACGACAGGAAAUGGAUGGAGGCAAGGAGAGGAAUGCCAGUGAAAUGGGUGGAGAGAUGGUUGCUCAGCUCUUAUGAUCUACUUUAGAGAAAACGCUUCACUCCACUUUUCACAACUUUCACUGCUCAAAAGGGAAAAAGAAAGAAAGAAUACAUCAUGGAACUUCAGAAACUAACAAACGGUCACCACCAAGACUUUCAACAUCUUGAAGAAGGAGAGUCACCUGAACAAGAGGAGUUUUUACCACACAAGAGUGAUGGAGGAAAACCCCCUCAGUUUACAGAUUUUGAAGGAAAGACGUCAUUUGGAAUGUCUGUCUUCAACCUCAGCAAUGCCAUCAUGGGCAGUGGGAUUCUGGGACUGUCUUACGCCAUGUCCAACACUGGUAUCAUUCUCUUUCUGAUCUUGUUGACCUGCAUUGCUGUCUUGUCAUCAUACUCUGUCCAUCUUCUGCUGAGGAGUGCAGGGGUUGUAGGGAUUCGCGCUUAUGAACAACUGGGUAAACGAGCAUUUGGACACCCGGGAAAAAUACUGGCAGCUCUUGUCAUAACAAUGCACAACAUUGGUGCUAUGUCUAGCUACCUCUUCAUUGUGAAGUAUGAAUUACCUCUGGUUAUUCAGGCUUUCCUUGGCCUUCAGCACAGCAGUGGUGAGUGGUUCCUGAAUGGCAACUAUUUGAUCAUCAUUGUGUCCAUUUUAAUCAUCUUGCCCCUUGCCCUGAUGAGACAACUUGGGUACUUGGGUUACACCAGUGGCUUCUCUCUGACAUGUAUGGUUUUCUUCCUGAUCUCAGUCAUCUAUAAGAAGUUCAACAUCCCUUGUCCUUUUGAUGGUUUCACCAACCACACUGCUGAAAACAUAUCUAUUGAUGGUGAAUGUGAAGCCAAAUACUUCACUAUCAACCAGCAGACAGCCUACACGGUUCCUAUCUUGGCCUUCGCUUUUGUAUGCCACCCUGAGGUGCUGCCGAUCUACACAGAGCUGCGCAAUCCCACAAAAAGACGCAUGCAGGCCAUUGCCAACGUGUCCAUCCUGGGGAUGUUUGUCAUGUAUCUGCUCACUGCCAUCUUUGGCUACCUCACCUUUUAUUUAAACACAGAGGCAGAACUUCUACACACCUACAGCAAGGUGGAUCCUCUGGACACGCUCAUCCUGUGUGUGCGUGUGGCCGUGCUGGUGGCCGUGACUCUGACUGUUCCUGUUGUGCUCUUCCCGAUUCGUAGAGCCCUCCUUCAGCUUCUAUUCCCUGAUAAGCCCUUCCACUGGGUGCGUCACAUCUCUAUUGCAUUGUGUCUCCUUUUCGUAGUCAACCUGCUUGUCAUUUGUGUGCCCAACAUUCGUGACAUUUUCGGCAUCAUUGGUGCAACCUCUGCUCCGAGCUUGAUCUUCAUUCUCCCAGGUCUUUUUUACAUCCGUAUUGUUUCCAGCGAACCAAUGAACUCAAGACCAAAAAUUCAGGCUGCCUGCUUCACUGCUCUGGGCUUCAUCUUUAUGAGCAUGAGCAUGACGUUCAUCACACUGGAUUGGGUCUACGGAGAGAAUCGAAGUGGAGGAGGUCACUGAUCUUCAAACACUAUACUGUAAGGGUCCAAAAAGCCUUCUUAGAGGAACAUCACUAACCCUCUCCUGAACCUGAGAGAAACCAAAACAUCACUUAGGCUGGACCCAACUGACCUCUGUUUUCCCACUGAGUAAGGAAAGGACUGAUGUCCUGCCAUCUUUAAAAUAAAAAUGGAUAAAAAUCCUAUGAUGUUUCAUGGUGGAGGAUUUCUGGGGACACAGAAAUGUCAUGCCAAUUUGAGGCUGUUUCUACAAACGGGCCUCGUAACGAUAAAGGAUGCUUGUGUUGGAGAUGGAAGUCUAAAUAGCUUUAAAAUAAUGCUAAAAGAUACAGCAGAAACCAAAAUAAACAACUGGAGAGGUUUGUUUUGUCUGAUGGAUACCAGGAAACAAUCAAGUUUGUCACAUAUCAUCUGUUCUGUUGUCCUCAUCAAAUGAAAGCCAUAGUCCCAGAGUGCAAUACUAGGGAAAUUGAAAUAUAUUUUCCUGCUUCAAUUUGUUCAUUAAAAAAUGUUGCUCAUGAUAAGAAAAUUCAACAUAAUCUCAGAAUGGCUGCAGACCUGAACUGAAUAUGUCAGUGUCUGUUAUAUCCGAGAAUGAAAUUAAUGAAUUUGUGAAAUUUACCAGAAAAAAAAAAAGUAUUUCAAUUGAAAACUGGUCCUGAAAUAUUGUGUGAUAUAAACUGCACUACAACUGAACACAGACAAUCAGCUUUACACCGUUUCAGGUUUUUUUUUUCUUUCUGUUGGAUAUUAUGUCAAACAAAUGUGAGGUACAUACAGUUGCAGUAUUUUGUGGUGCAGUGGGGUGGAAUGCCACCUAUUGUGAGGAACAGGUGAAUAACUAUGGUUAAGGUGCUUAAUUACAUUGCUGUGAUGCAUAUAAUGAUGCAAACAAAGCCUAACCUGUGAAUACAGUGAUUCAUGCCAUAUUCUCAAUGAUCUGUCAAUCUAACAACAGUAUAAUGUGUCAUGAAUUGUCCAACCCAUCUCUAAUUAUUUUAAUUAAGUUAGGAAUUGAUGGAAAAGUGAUUGUAUAGGCUGUUUGUAAAGGAAAAACUAUUAAAUAGGAAACACAAAAUAUUUUAGACCCCACUGAAAUUUUUACUCAUGAAAAAGCACCAACAAUUGCCGAAAACUCUUACACAACAAAAUCAACAAUGACUUUGCAUGUCAUUAAAUGACAUCUUUUCCUCCUGGUCCCCUGUAGACUGUGAGACAAUGCAACGCUUGAAAGUGAUCUCAAUGCACACCCCCUCACAGUAUCAGACCAUUGCUAAUACCAUUAAAGAAUGGCAAUCCCCCUCCUCUUCAAGUUCCCACUGUCCUGCAAUGCCUAUUUAUUCUGUUUUAGGGGAAAUAAAUACAUUGUUUCAAUGACUCUGUGUUUGUUAGUUAAUUAGAAAACAGGCCCAAAAUUGUAUGAGGUUAAAGAUCGACAGUUCCAAUGUAAAAACAAAUGCACCAAAGAGAGUUGGCAGUUGAACAAGUGCCUUUUUUGACUGCUUUUACAUUUGUUUGUUGGUUUACUGAACUGGCCUUUGACUUUGUCAUACUUGCCGUUUUCAAUAAAAAUUGUGUGGUCAGUA
Molecule: messenger RNA, 3307 nt
Organism: Sinocyclocheilus anshuiensis
Lineage: Eukaryota; Metazoa; Chordata; Actinopteri; Cypriniformes; Cyprinidae
Gene: slc38a5b
Product: solute carrier family 38 member 5b
Exons: 16
Coding region: 316-1722 (468 amino acids)
Biological process (GO): L-glutamine transport; glycine transport; serine transport
Cellular component (GO): plasma membrane
Molecular function (GO): glycine transmembrane transporter activity; L-glutamine transmembrane transporter activity
Source: RefSeq, a predicted model, not a curated record